Messenger RNA from Microplitis mediator, 1286 nucleotides. RefSeq lists its product as uncharacterized. Bases 514 to 1071 code for a protein of 185 amino acids. Lineage: Eukaryota; Metazoa; Arthropoda; Insecta; Hymenoptera; Braconidae. The record is from RefSeq and is a predicted model, not a curated record. The transcript has 2 exons.
UGAGUUUUUGCUUCCAGAUCCCCACAGAAACCUGCCCCCCCCCCUUCCUGCCCUUUUUUUGACAGAGUUAAUUUGAGCCGUAUAAAAUAUAAACAAAAAAUUGGAAAUAUAAACUACGGAGUGAUCGCAUUUUAUUUUAUUUUCCAAAAAGAAUUUACGAAAUAGUAUAUUACACACCCAGGGAAGUAAAGUAAGAAAUGUCUCAGAUCACAUGUAAUUGUUGGCCGAGGCGAAGCCGAGGUCAACAAACAUGUGAUCUGAGGCUUUCUUAUUUACUUCCCGAGGAGUGUAUACUAUUUUUCUCCUCGACGGAGGCGGAAAGCGGCAACUUCGUUUUGCACAGCGGGACGAAAGUUGACGCUUUCCGCCCGGAGGUGAGAAAAAUCAUUAAAAAUAAAAAUAUCGGCACCCCAUUGGUCUAGUACCAAAAAAAAAUUAAUAAUCAUCGUCUUUAAAUUAUUUAAAAAUUUUAAACUAUCAUCAAUUUUUUUUUUUUAUUUAGAAGCUGUCAUUAUGUACCAAAUAGUGAUAAUCCUUACAGUGGCAGCGGUAGUUUAUGGAGGACCAGUAGAAUCUCCGACUCAGCAGCCGCAGACUGCAGAUUUAUCAUCUAAAAUUUCAACAUUAGCACCAACUUACGAACCCGUGCCAUUAAAUAAUUACUAUUAUCCCACGUAUCCAGAAUAUAAACCUGAAGUCCAACCAGAUAAUACGCAAUUGAUUCCAUCUUUACCACCGCGUCAAUCGUCUAGCUGGACAUCAACUAUAGCUACUAGUUUAAUACCCAUCGGAAGUUUUGCAUUGUCCGUUGGAGCACGUGCAUUUGGACAUGUCUUUCAAUUCAUUGCACUUCUCUUCGUCGGACUGACUCUCGUUACAUCUCUCUGUACUUUCACACCCCUCUGCACUCUCACAUUCUCAGGAUUAAAUCUUAAUAAAAGAGAGGUAAAACAACAAGUAUCUGAAUUAGCCAGAGCAUUUAUGACGCCAGAUAAUCUUGAUGCAGCGACAAUAUUCGUACAUCGCGCUAUUCAAAAAUAUUAUCAACUCCAAAACGUCGGAGCCAAGUAACUCAAUAAAUGUCAAGUUUAUUCAAGUGAAAUAUUUAAGUAAUAAUUAUAUUCAAAUAAGGAAAUAAAAGAUGUUUUUAAGCUUAUGAUGAUUAAAUAAAGUAGAAAAAAAAAUAUACAUAUAUAUAGAUAAUGAAAAAUAUUAGAAAUUUAUUCGUUGAUUAUUCUUAUCAUAAUUAUUAAUAUAUAUGUAUACAUAAAUAUCAAAUUUGUAAC